Actinia tenebrosa (Australian red waratah sea anemone) is the source of this 3484-nucleotide messenger RNA. Its product is annotated as pre-mRNA-processing factor 19. Lineage: Eukaryota; Metazoa; Cnidaria; Anthozoa; Actiniaria; Actiniidae. Gene Ontology annotation, biological process: DNA repair; mRNA splicing, via spliceosome; protein ubiquitination. Gene Ontology annotation, cellular component: cytoplasm; Prp19 complex; U2-type catalytic step 1 spliceosome. Gene Ontology annotation, molecular function: protein binding; ubiquitin protein ligase activity. The record is from RefSeq and is a predicted model, not a curated record.
CCUCAAGCCUGUCCAUACGAUUCCCACAUCCAGAAUAUUUCAAAGCUCAAAUGGACUUAAACUAUUGACAUUACACGUGAUACAAUCCCUUCUUUACCAGCUGAAAAGGAUCCGAGUUUUUUGAAUCUCAAAUGGUCGAAAUUAGUAAAAACACUGAUAUAUAGGCUCUGGGUUGUCAGGUCAUAGGCGCGACUCGUUCAGCUAAUUCUAGUAACGCCGGCAAAUGAAAUCAAAUCAUUUAUCGUAUCAAAUCAUUACCUUUUUCCCUUUCAUCGCAUGGAGCCGCUGUCCAACAUGUGCAGUCACAACACGUGUAUCAAUCUGUCCUGGCUUUGGCCCUUUCUCAGACGAAAUUGAAGAUUCAAACUGCAAGAAUUCAAUUAUUUGGAUUUGUGUUUGCGUAUUGCACCUCUGGGCCACCGGAUGGCUUGCUAACGCCAACACAGAUACAGAACCUGGGCUUCCUGUGGUAAAGGAGCGAGACACUGGGAUCUACGCCCAUAAUGCCUCACUCCUCACAUGCGGUAAAGAAUCCAAGAUGGCGAUGUACUGCUCAAUUAGCAACGAAGUCCCCGAACAUGCCUGCCUUUCACCUGUAUCUGGCCAUGUCUUUGAAAAAAGACUGAUAGAAAAGUAUAUAGCUGAGAAUGGUACAGAUCCUAUUACUGGAGAAGCACUAGCAGAGGAGCAGCUUAUUGAUAUAAAAGUGAGUCCUCUCGUUAAGCCAAGGCCACCAUCAGCAACUAGUAUUCCUGCUAUUUUAAAAACCUUGCAAGAUGAAUGGGAUGCAUGCAUGUUGCACACAUUCUCGUUACGACAGCAGCUUCAAACAGCUAGACAAGAACUUUCUCAUGCCUUGUAUCAACAUGAUGCUGCUUGCCGUGUGAUUGCUAGGUUGACCAAGGAAGUUACUGCUGCCCGUGAAGCUUUGGCCACUCUGAAACCACAAGCUGGUAUUGCCGUCACUCCAAUCACACCUACUCCUGCGGCAUCUAUGCCAGCUGAAGAAAAGAUGGAAGUAUCUGCUGCUGAGCCUGAAGGAGAAGCUGGCAUGUCAGAGGAAGUGCUACAAAAGUUGCAAAAAAAAGCAACUCUCCUUACAGCGGAGCGUAAAAAGAGAGGAAAGAAAAUGCCAGAAGACCUCACAACACCAGAUGAAAUCAGAAGCUAUCAUCAAGUUGCUACUUAUCCAGGUCUUCAUAGUGCAAGCACUCCUGGAAUCCUUGCGCUUGAUGUUCAACUUUCAGAUACAUCUAAAGUGUUGACAGGUGGACUUGAUAAAAGUGCUGUUGUAUUUCACAAAGACGCAGAACAGGUUGUUGCAACUCUCAAGGGACACACCAAAAAGGUCACCAAUGUUAUCUACCAUCCUACAGAGGAAAUUGGUAUUACAGGAUCAGCUGAUAGCAGUAUUAGAGUCUGGUCUAUAUCCAAUGCAUCGUGCGCUCACAUUAUCAAGGCACAUGACCAAGCUGUCACUGGGCUCAGUCUUCAUGCUACUGGUGAUUUCUUGUUGAGUUGUUCUGCUGACCAGCACUGGGCAUUCUCUGAUAUACAUACUGGACGUGUCUUGACUAAGUGUCUAUCCGACCCAUCUGUCAAUCAAGGUCUAACUUGUGCCCAGUUUCAUCCUGAUGGUCUUAUCUUCGGUACUGGAACUUCUGAUAGCUUAAUCAAGAUCUGGGAUCUCAAGGAGAGGGCUAACGUAGCCAAGUUCCCUGGACACUCUGGACCAAUAAAAGACAUCAGCUUCUCUGAAAAUGGUUACUACUUAGCUACUUCAGCAGAUGAUUCAGUCGUUAAGUUAUGGGAUUUGAGAAAACUUAAAAAUUUCAAGACCAUCACACUUGAGGAUAGAUUUGAGGUGAAAUCACUCAGUUUUGACCAGAGUGGUACUUACUUGGCCGUAGGAGGAACUGAUAUACAGAUAUACUUGGUAAAGCAAUGGGAGUUGCUGAACAGUUUUAACGAUCACACUGGUCUAGUAACAGGAGUUAAGUUUGGUAGACAUGCCGGUUCUGUCAUCUCUUCUAGUAUGGAUCGUCACCUCAAAUUCUUUUCUUCAUAAACUCCCAUCUGGAUAGCUGUGUAAACAGGACAUUUUAGUAUUUUUAUCAACUUCUAAUCAAACAGACAGCAUGUUUAUAUGCAUAACUGUACAGGUUUUUAAAAUCUAUUUACCAAGCAGUGGGUAGACAUUAGGUGAACAUGGUUGAACUUCUAUUAGACUUCUAUUAGCUUGGGCAUAAAUUAUUACCAUUUCAGACCACGUGUCAUUCCCCAGAGUAUUAUCUCUUUGUCUAAUGGCUGUGCAUGAGAAGACUCAUGAAUAUCGAUACCACUUUAACAAAAUAUGGUCUAAAAUGGAAAACCUUCAACCAAGUUAAAGGUCUAUUAGACGUAGCAACUGCCUUGUAACCUGUAACCUUGGUAACCUGUCAUAGUCAUAAAUUAUUGCAAAGAAAUAGAGGUUGGUUGCUUGUAGGUGACCACUUACUAAAUGUUCUACUGUGAUUCCAAAGUCCUGAGUUAUCACUGCACAUGAAAUCAAUGUAUAAAACCUGCGUCAAAUCUCAUUCAUGUAGCAAAGCAAAUUAAUUUCCUUCAAACUUUUACAUUUUCCAACCAGUUACAGCGCAACGCGCAAAAGUAUGACCACAUUUUAUGUAUUCCCAUACUUCUAUGCACAAGCUUUUUGCUGUCAAAUGAGGGUUAUCAUGUCUUAUUUGGUAAAACAAGCCAGAUUCGCAUUGAAAUGUGUCAGUUUAACUCACAAACGCCUGUGCACAUAAGUAUGCAAAUACAUUAAAAUAUAUGUUGUCAUAGUUUUGCACAUUGAGCUGUAAGAACAACAACCCUUUUAAGCUCCAGCUGGACUUAAGGAAACAACAACUUUAAUAGCCAAAUAACUGUAGGUGUUAUCAUGUUUUAAAGCACUUGGGGAUUGGUUGAACACCCGAGAAGCAUAGAGAAUUUCUAUCCUAUGCUUUUGUGCUUCUAACACUUCUCUCGUGUCCUGCCAAUCCCCACAAAUAUGUCCUGUGGUCAAGAUCAGGUGCCAAAUUCUUUUCCAGUAUUGAAUCUAAUGCAUUCCUAAACAUCAAUGCUUUUUAAAAGCUUUUUCUAUGCUUGGAAAAAUUGGUUUCUGAACUGGGACUGCGAGCACACAACAUGAAAAAAUUUGUAAAAUAAGCAAUUUGUACGAUGGCAGACAUUUAUUUUUACUAACACUACCAAAAUGCUUUGCAUGUCUUGGUACUUUGUCAAAUUUUCAUUUUCUCAUGAGAGUAGUAAGACAAUUGGUGCUAAUUAACUGAAUAAAAAGAAGUCUGCAAAGGAUUCUUGUAGUUAUAGUAAAUUAUGCUAUAAUGGCUUAUUCUCUUAUUUGUAAGAUGAAGUCAAGACUUAUAUUCAUUAAUUUUGACAUCUUUAGAUUCCAGUUUUCUGUUAUUUCUACUGCCUGCAUGUCUUCUUUUUGUGUUCU